Trifolium pratense (red clover) is the source of this 2662-nucleotide messenger RNA. RefSeq names its product protein WHAT'S THIS FACTOR 9, mitochondrial. Gene Ontology annotation, molecular function: RNA binding. Bases 220 to 1332 code for a protein of 370 amino acids. Lineage: Eukaryota; Viridiplantae; Streptophyta; Magnoliopsida; Fabales; Fabaceae. The transcript is spliced from 3 exons. The record is from RefSeq and is a predicted model, not a curated record.
GCCGACCCAAAACACCUGGAAACCAUUCACCGACCGCCGGAGAUUCAUCUGCUCCUCACGCCCAAUUUCUCCUCCACCACCGCCGACGGAACCGUUCACCUCCGUCAUAAACAGGUUUUGAAGUAUUAUUAGAUGAGUUUUUUAAUUUGCAACAAUGAAAUUUACAACUUAUGAAUAUUUUAGACUUUUCAAUGCAUAUAUCGGCUCUACUCUAAUGCUAUGACUGAGUCGAUGAUUGAUCUGGUAGUAGUGAGCUGGUUGUUAAUGGCUCGUUCCUCCAAACUCUAUCACCAGUUCAACCACAUUAGGACUUUUGUGAAUGCAAGAGUUAAAUGGGUUCGAGACCCCGAUCUUGAUAUUGCAGUCCUCAAAGAGAAAGAUCUCAAAGAGAUAAUUUCUCUUAAGAAUCAUAUUGUUUCAUCUCCUUCCAAAUCCUUAUCUAUCUACAAUGCCUCAAUGUUGAAAUCUUCACUCAACCUUCCGACUACAACUAUCAAAUUUGUUGAGAAACAUCGUCAUGUUUUCACGCAAUUCCAACCGAGUCCUGGUCUCCCUCCAUGUGUCAAGCUUACGCCUCAAGCUUUAUCGCUCCAUAAAGAAGAAAUGGCUGUCCAUAAUUCGGGAACUAACCGUGAAGACACUGCUCAGAGGCUUGCAAGGCUUCUAAUGCUUGCUGGCAUGACAAGAUUGCCGAUUUAUGUAAUUGAGAAGCUAAAAUGGGAUAUGGGUCUUCCUCAUGAUUAUGUUACAACCCUUUUGGCUUAUUACCCUGAUUAUUUUGAUGUUUGUGUUGUAGAAGACCCAAUGUCUGGAAAAGAAGUGCUUGCUUUAGAACUUGUUUCAUGGAGAAAAGAGCUUUCUGUGUCCGAAUUAGAGAAGAGGGUGAUGUACUAUGGUGCAGAAAAAAGAAGACAUGAUAUUCAAUUUCCCAUGUUUUUGCCCAAAAGUUUUGCUUUAGAGAAGAGGGUGAAGACUUGGGUUGAGGGUUGGCAAAAAUUGCCUUACAUUUCCCCAUAUGAAAAUGCAUUUCAUCUUGACUCGAAUAGUGACCAGGCAGAGAAGUGGACAGUGGCAAUUUUGCAUGAGUUGCUUUCUCUUUUAGUGUCAAAGAAGACAGAAAGAGAAAAUUUGAUUUGUUAUGGAGAGUGUUUGGGGCUGGGUUCAAGAUUUAAGAAGGCUUUGGUUCACCAUCCUGGUAUUUUUUACCUUUCUAAUAAAAUUAGGACUCAGACUAUUGUGCUUAGGGAGGCUUACAGAAAUGAAUUUCUUGUUAAGAAACAUCCAGUGAUGGGUAUGAGAUAUUGGUACAUUCACCUCAUGACCAAGGCAUAGAAGCACUGCAAACAAGUUGAUUUGGAGGAUGAUGAUGAUGGUGAAAUUGAAGCUCGGAAUGAAACAUUCGAUGAUGGGUAUGAGAUAUUGGCAUGUUUACCUCAUGACGAAGGCUUAGAAGCAUCAUAAACAAGUUGAUUUGGAGGAUGAUGAUGAAAUUGAAGCUUGGCUAAUGAACCUGAAGUAGAUUCUAGUCCAAACUAUCUAUCAUAGAAAUGAAACCAGAUUUCCAAGUUACUGAUUAUUGCGACUGACACACUGAUUUUUAAGAUGUUUCCUUUGGAAAAUAUUGGAUGCAAGAGCUAUUUUAUGAAUUGAAUUUCCAUAAAUUACCAUAUUUAUUAUGCAGUGUGUUGGAAAUUUGUGCUUGUUGCCAAGGUUUUAAAUUGUAGGAAAUUGCAAUUGUGGUUAUGGACUGCAAUUUAAAACCUUAAUAGUUGGUACUGAUGCUAACGCGGUUAUUAGUAUCCGUAAAUCAUGGAGGAUUGGAUGUAUGCCAUGCCUAAGCAACCAUUUAUGUAGACUUUUCAGUGUUGUAUUUAAUUGUAGCCACAUGGUUGAUUGUGGACAAAUCUUGUCUGUGAUUAACAACCCUGUCUUUGAUUUUUGUCACGGACAAAAUACCUGGUAUAACUCUAGUUAUUAACAUCUAGUAGUUUUCCAGGUUGUUAGUGACUGUCAAAACUGUUAGAGUAUAAAUAUCAUGUAAUCUCUCAAUUAUUCAGAUCAUAAUAUAUGAUUUCAGAUUCAACUUACAAGUUCUCUUUGCACUUUUCUCUUUAUUUCAGAUUUUACCAUGGUUGAAUGUUUAUAACAUGAUUUAUUAUCUCUAAUGUCAGAAAAUUAGUCUUAGAAUUUUUGGGUUUGGCCUAACUCAACCCUACAAAACCAGCUUGUAAGUUGUAAGGUGAGAAUUGCCCCCACUUAUAAACAUAUCUUUAGGCCAUCUCUCUUCCAAUGUGGGAUUCUUUACAAGGAGAUUAUAACAAGUCUACUUCCCAAGUGCAUGCAUGGUAUUCCCUAGGUAUAUGGCUAACUAUGUACAUGCAUCCCCCCCUCAAGCUCCAACAUACAAAUUAAGUGCUCUAAGCAUGAAACAAAUAAAUUGAAUUAUUGGCUCCCAUAGAGAUUUUGUGAAGAUCUUUACCAUUGAUCACUAGAGCUGACAACUCUAUUGAUGACUUCCUUAGAAAGAACUUUCUCAGCUGAUCUUCUAUUUAAACUCUCUUAGCAAUAAAUAAAUAUAUAAAAUUGAAAUUUUGCAAACAUAGUUGGGAUGUCUUUCUCUCCAUUUAACUUUGCAUUCUCUCUUAGUCAAAAUAUACACACG